AUGGACAUUGCCAUGCCUUUUCUACCGUGCUUGAAAAAAAAGAAGUCACCUGUGCCUUUAGGCAGGAGUGUCUUUCAAAAACACACCCCACCCAUCCAGCAGAACUACCAGGCCUUGCUGGAGAUGUGCUUGAAGAACAAAUGCCUGUUCACAGAUGACAGCUUCCCUGCUAACAUCAGCUCUAUUGGAACGGGAGCACUGCUAAAGAAACUACCCGGAAAUUUACAGUGGAAGAGGCCACAUGCUUUGCACAGAAGUCCGGUAUUUUAUGCUGCAAACAGAAAGCAACUUGAUCUCUGCCAAGGAUUGGUGGAGAACUGCUGGUUCCUGGCGGCCCUGGAAGCCCUGACGUUCCACCAGGACAUCUUGGCUGUAGUCGUGCCACAAAACCAGAGCUUUGAGAGGAAAUAUGCUGGCAUUUUCCACUUCCGGUUCUGGCACUUUGGUGAAUGGGUUGAUGUGGUGAUUGAUGAUCGCCUGCCGGUGAACGAGAUGGGGGAGCUGGUCUUUGUUUCCUCAGUCUCUAAGAACGUGUUCUGGGGAGCCCUUCUGGAGAAGGCAUAUGCUAAACUCUAUGGCUCCUAUGAAGAUCUGCAGAUUGGGCAAGUUUCAGAAGCCUUGGUGGAUUUUACAGGUGGUGUUAAUAUAAGGAUCAAUCUUGCAGCAGCUCCUCCUGAUCUGUGGGAUAUCCUGACAAGAGCAACCUACAGCAGAUCUCUCAUGGGCUGUCAUACACAUUUAGGGGCCACAAAGGUCCUGAAGAAUGGGCUUGUUGCUGGCCAUGCCUACACAGUAACCGGUAUUAGAAAGGUGACCUGUCAAUGUGGACCAGAAAACCUAGUGAGACUGAGAAAUCCAUGGGGAAAAAUUGAAUGGAAGGGAGACUGGAGUGACAGCUCUUACAAAUGGGAGCUGCUGAGCCCGAAGGAGAAGAUUUUGCUGAGGAAAAAGAAGGACGAUGGAGAAUUCUGGAUGUCUCUGCAAGAUUUUAAGAUCCAUUUUGUAGAUCUGAUGAUCUGUAAAUUAACUCCAGACCUGAUGAGCCAGGAAGAUGGGAAGAAGUGGAUGUACUCCCUGAAGAGUGGGAGAUGGGUUAAAGGAAGUACAGCAGGAGGAAGUCUGGGAUUCUGUAAUGGCGCCUUUUGGAUGAAUCCUCAGUACUGGCUGAAAGUUUUACCAGCUGAAGACAGUAAGAAAAGCCUGGGUUCCUGCAAUGUGGUUAUAUCCCUGAUGCAGAAACACAGCAGCAAACACCGGAACCGAGCUCCUCACCUCUUCAUUGGAUUUUCACUCUACAAGUACCAGGAAAGCAACAGAAAGCUGCCCCCAGCUUUCUUCACCCGACAUCAGCCUGUGAACAAGCACCAGGUCUUCCUUGAUGAGCGGGAAGUGACUCAUGACUUCCACCUGGCACCUGGUAUCUAUGUGAUUGUCCCAUCCACCCUGAAGCCUCAGCAGGAGUCUGAAUUCAUCCUGCGGGUAUUCUCGAGGAAGCAUGUUCUUCGGGAAAUGGGUGGGAACACCAGUUUCACCCUCUCUAAGGAAAUUGUUGAUAGAUAUGAAGGCAAGAUUUGGGAGGAUUUCUUCACAAAGCAUUUUGAACAGAAUCCUGAAAUAAAUGCUGUUCAGCUCCAGAAGAUCCUGAAUAAUAUAUCUUGGAGAAAUUUCCAGAAUUUUCACCUGAGUUUCAGUUUGGAUGCCUGCCAGGGUAUCUUGGCGCUCCUGGAUCUGAAUGCCUCUGGCACACUGAGUAUCCAGGAAUUGAGAGUCCUGUGGAAAAGGCUGCUUUUCUAUUUGGAAGUUUUCCAGAAAGGAGAUGCUAGCAAAUCAGGAAAGCUCGACCUUGUGGAACUGCAUGCAGCUGUACAGGAGACAGGCAUUUCACUCAGCAACAAAGUCUGUAAUUUGAUGGCAAUCAGAUAUGGUGACCCUGACUUACAGAUCAGCUUUGAGAGCUUUGUGUGCUUCAUGCUUCGAGUGGAGAUCAUGGGAGAGGCCUUUCGCAACUUAACACAAGAUGGCAAAGGGAUAUAUCUCCGGGAAUCUGAGUGGAUGAUGAUGACACUGUAUUCCUGA
This is a messenger RNA of Haliaeetus leucocephalus (bald eagle), 2076 nucleotides long. It is a transcript of the gene CAPN14, whose product is annotated as calpain 14. Gene Ontology annotation, biological process: proteolysis. The coding region runs from base 1 to 2076 and encodes 691 amino acids. The transcript has 20 exons. Gene Ontology annotation, cellular component: cytoplasm. Gene Ontology annotation, molecular function: calcium-dependent cysteine-type endopeptidase activity; calcium ion binding. NCBI's taxonomy places the organism in Eukaryota, Metazoa, Chordata, Aves, Accipitriformes, Accipitridae. The record is from RefSeq and is a predicted model, not a curated record.